AUGGACGGUGUCGCCUUCGCCUCCCCGGCCUUCGUCGCCGCAGCGCAGCCUCCGGCGCUGCCCCAGGCGGCCCUGCGCGGCGCCGUCCUGCUAGAGACCCCCGGUGCCGCUGCGCCUUCCGCUCCGGCCUCCUCCGCGGCUUCGACGGUCUCUGGCCUUGCGGCGGUGGCAGUUGGCACUGCCGCCAUGGCGCGCGCUGGCGCCCGCAGGGCGAAGAAGGGCAAGCGCGUGGUGUCAAUGAAGGAGGGCGAGAACUGGUGCCGCGGUCUGGACGACCUCAAGGAGCGCACCGUCGACUACUACAAGGCGGGCGCGCGCUUCGCGAAGUGGCGCACCACAGUGCGCGUGCGCGACCACUCCUCGAUCGCGGUUGCGGAGGCCGCCCAUGGCCUUGCGCGUUACGCCAGCAUCUGCCAGUCCUCAGGCCUGGUGCCCAUCAUCGAGCCCGAGAUCCUGCUCGACGGCGAGCACGACAUCGACGAGUGCCUGGAGGCGUUCGAGGAGACCUGGGCGGCGGUCUUCAAGGCCUGCGCCGACUUCGGCGUGUGCCUGGAGGCGGUGUACCUGAAGCCGUCCAUGGUGACUCCUGGCGCGCAGUCUGGCAAGACGGCGGACCCGAAGACCGUGGCAGAGUACACCCUCGGCGCGCUGAAGCGUGUGGUGCCGCCGGCUGUGCCGGGCAUCUUCUUCCUCUCGGGCGGCCAGUCCGAGAUCCAGGCUACGGAGAAUCUCAAUGCGAUGAACCAGAGCCCGAACCCGUGGCACGUCUCUUUCUCGUACGCCCGCGCGCUCCAGAACACCACGCUGAAGACCUGGGCCGGUAAGGACGAGAACAUCGUGGCCGCGCAGUCCAAGCUGUUCCAGCGCGCGGGGGCCAACUCCAAGGCCCAGAAGGGCGAGUACGACGCCGCCACGGCCGACGAGGACGCCACCGCUGCGGAGGGCAUGUACGUCAAGGGCUACACCUACUGA
This is a messenger RNA of Prorocentrum cordatum, 972 nucleotides long. The record is from the annotation of a GenBank genome assembly. Lineage: Eukaryota; Dinophyceae; Prorocentrales; Prorocentraceae.